GCCAAGACAGCCCUGCGCAGGGGUGAGCAUUCCGUGGACACCUCUGAAGAGGGAGCAGGUUCCAUGGGCGUCUGGCUGCGGCUGUUUUUUUUGCUAUUGCUGACGUUGCUUCUGCGAGGCCUGGGGCAGUCCGCAUGGCCUGCGGCGGUGGCUCUGGCUCUGCGCUGGCUCCUGGGGGACCGCACGUGCUGUGUGCUGCUUGGCCUGGCUGUCCCGGCACGAUGCUGGCUCGUUCCCUGGAUGCCCCACUGGCUGAGUCUGGCAGCCGCAGCCCUCACGCUGGCUCUGAUGCCUGUGCAGCCGCCGCCAGGGCUGCGAUGGCUGCCCACUGAUGUAGCCUUUAUGGUCAAGAUGCUUCGCCUGGGCCUGGGCCUCAGGGUGCGCAUGAGCUGCCGGCCGCUCCACACCUUUGUGGAUGCCUUUGAACUAAGGGCACGAACACAGCCAGACCAUGUGCCUUUGGUGUGUACAGGGCCAGGGGGCUGCACAGUCACUUUCAGGGAGCUGGAUGCCCAGGCUUGCCGGGCAGCAUGGGCCCUAAAGGCGGAGCUGGGCAGCCCCAGGGGCCUGCCUGCCAGGGAGCCUGUGGCCCUCCUGGUGCUGGCCACCCAGACCAUUCCCGCCCUGGGAUUGUGGCUGGGGCUGGCCAAGCUGGGCUUCCCGGUGGCCUGGAUCAAUCCUCAUAGCCGGGGGGCACCCCUGGUGCACUCGGUGCUGAGCUCUGGAGCUCAGGUGCUGGUGGUGGACCCAGACCUCCAGCAGAACCUGGAGGAGGUCCUCCCCAAGCUGCAGGCAGAGAACCUCCACUGCUUCUACCUCGGCCACUCCUCCCCCACACCAGGAGUGGGGGCUCUGGGGGCUGCCCUUGAUGUUGCACCCGUGGAGCCUGUGCCAGCUGACCUGCGAGCUGGGAUCACGCCGCAGAGCCCUGCCCUGUUCAUCUACACUUCAGGGACUACUGGGCUCCCAAAGCCAGCUAUCCUCACACAUGAGCGGUUGCUGCAGAUGUGCGGGAUGUUCCACCUGUGUGGGGUCACAGCUGAUGAUGUGAUCUACACCGUCUUGCCUCUUUACCACGUGAUGGGGCUUGUCCUUGGGGUCCUUAGCUGCCUGGAGCUCGGAGCAACCUGUGUCCUGGCCCCCAAGUUCUCUGCCUCCUACUUCUGGGAUGACUGUCGGAAGCAUGGUGUGACUGUGAUCCAUUACGUGGGCGAGGUCCUGCGGUACCUGUGUGGCACUCCCCAGCGGCCAGAGGACCGGACACACACAGUCCGCUUAGCGAUGGGCAAUGGACUACGGGCAGAUGUCUGGAAGACCUUUCAGCAACGCUUCGGCCCCAUUCGGAUCGUGGAAGUCUAUGGCUCCACAGAAGGCAACGUGGGCUUUGUCAACUAUCCAGGGCGCUGCGGCGCUCUGGGCAAGAUAAGCUGCUUCCUUCGAAUGCUGUCCCCCUUUGAGCUUGUACAGUUUAACACAGAGGCCGAGGAGCCUGUGAGGAACAAUCAGGGCUUCUGCAUCCCUGUGGGGCCAGGAGAGGCGGGUCUCCUGCUGACCCAGGUGCUGAACCGCCACCCUUUCGUGGGCUACCGCGGGCCGCGAGAGCUGACGGAACGGAAGUUGGUACAAAACGUGCGGCGCUGGGGCGACGUUUACUACAACACCGGGGACGUGCUGGCCAUGGACCACGAAGGCUUUCUCUACUUCCGCGACCGCCUCGGGGAUACCUUUCGAUGGAAGGGUGAGAACGUGUCCACGCGGGAAGUGGAGGGCGUGUUGUCACUCGUGGACUUCCUGCAGGAGGUCAACGUCUAUGGUGUGUCUGUACCAGGGUGUGAGGGCAAGGUGGGCAUGGCUGCUGUGCAGCUGGCCUCUGGCCAGACCUUCGAUGGGCAGAGGCUGUACCAGCACGUCCGCGCUUGGCUCCCUGGCUAUGCUGCCCCGCAUUUUAUCCGUGUCCAGGACGCCCUGGAGAUCACAAGCACGUUCAAACUGGUAAAGUCCCGGUUGGUGCGUGAGGGCUUCAACGUGGGCGUCGUUGCUGACCCACUGUUCGUGCUGGACAACCAGGCUCAGGCCUUCCGGCCCCUGACGCCUGACACAUACCGCGCUUUGUGCGAGGGAACCUGGAGACUGUGAUGAUCUAGCCACCCCUUAGGACGUCACAGGAGCAGGGCCCAAAGCUGACCACCACCCCCACUUGCAGCGUCACCUGCACAGAGGCAUCAUGAAUUCCAGCUUGGCCAUUUCCUUAGCUGCCUAGGGUGGGACAACACUGGGCCAGGUAGCAGAGCAAAAAUAAAUUGGGAUGUGGAGAGAGAUGUUUGUGUGAAUGAAUACGCAAGCAAGGAGUGCAGGGCCUAAUGCCUCCCAGGAACCUUACUUCUGGAUCACCCGUCCACAUCCCACCGAGAACCUUGUUAACCUUAAAAGAGUCCAUUGGAAUUAAAGCCCACCUGUCUAUGGCUUCUCAUUGGCUGAGUUGUAACCAUCUCAUUGGGCUGGGCUGUAACUGGGAGGUGGAAGGUGGAAGCAUUCUUACUCUUGCUGGCUGGUGAAACCGAUAAAACAAUAUGGCGGCCGUCUUUAACCAUGGGAUCUGAGAAUUGAAUGAUGGGCAUGAAAGCGUCUCCGGUAGGCCUCCUGAUGCCACAUCAGUGAGGUGACCCAUAAUUUUCACAACUUCAACUAACGUGGAGCAGUGGUCCUGUCUGGGCAAGGCCGGGUUGUGGAAUGAGCUGGCAGCCCCCAACCCACUGCAGGGUUUAAAAGAUGAGAACCCUGACUCUAUAUGUGGGUCUUUUGUGGACUCUGAUGGAGCUGGUCCCGGGCCAGUGGGCGUGGGUCUGGUCUGGAGGAUGUGGGGAGAAGUGCUACGAUGGGCGAUCUGACAGGGGCACUGGAGUGAGGCAAGAAGGGGGAGCCGGAAGUAACUGAGGGAGGCGCACGUGCAAAGGCCCUAGGGCGUUAGCCUUGGGGUCAGAGAUGUCGGGUACAGAGCCCGCCAGGAAAUGGAGUCCGCAUUGCCUUAGGGCUGGAAGUGCCCUCUGGGGCAUUGUGGGGGCUGCAGACUGGGACACGGGAGAGCCCUUAUUAGGGAACUGUGGUCCGCGCUAUGACGGGGGUUUUAAAUGCCGCCUAAUCUUUGUGGGAAACGUGGCCUAGGGGCAGGGGAAAAGAAGGAGUGCUCCUCAGCUCCGAAGCCUUGGGGGAAUAAAUAGGCCUUGCGGUCUCCAGGAAGGAAGUGUUGCUUAGGCAUCAGGCUGGUGCAGGCGGCUGCGCGCCAGGGUUGAUGCCUGGAGCGUUCUAGGAGCUGUGGCGGAGGCCUCUUGGAAGUGUACUCAGCGGCGUGGAGGGCCUGUGGUGGCUUCUGGAGCGUUUUGGGAGCUGUAGGCAGAGGCCGCGGACGCGGGGACCUCUGGGAAGUGUAGUCAGCUGCGUGGAGGUCCGGUGGCGCCACGUGGAGCGUUCUAAGACCUGUAGUAGAGGCUGCCGUCGCAGAGGCCACUGGGAAGUGUGGUCUGGGCCGUGUGCAGGUCCCAUGGUGGCGUCUGGAGCGUUUGGGGAUCUGUAGCCGAGGUGGCUUGAACAGGAACAGUUGCGGUGGUCAGUGCCCAGGUCGCGUUAGUCUUGGGCGCGCCCUGGGGGCGGGAGACAGGUCCCACUGGAGUCUCUCGGCAUUUUUAGCAUGAGUCUCUGUAAGGCUGGGGAGAGGAAA
Messenger RNA from Manis pentadactyla (Chinese pangolin), 3715 nucleotides. RefSeq names its product solute carrier family 27 member 5 (gene SLC27A5). The coding region runs from base 64 to 2136 and encodes 690 amino acids. Lineage: Eukaryota; Metazoa; Chordata; Mammalia; Pholidota; Manidae. The transcript is spliced from 10 exons. Gene Ontology annotation, cellular component: endoplasmic reticulum; endoplasmic reticulum membrane. Gene Ontology annotation, molecular function: long-chain fatty acid-CoA ligase activity; long-chain fatty acid transmembrane transporter activity; fatty acid transmembrane transporter activity. The record is from RefSeq and is a predicted model, not a curated record. Gene Ontology annotation, biological process: very long-chain fatty acid metabolic process; ketone body biosynthetic process; bile acid biosynthetic process.